Messenger RNA from Balaenoptera musculus (blue whale), 3550 nucleotides. It is a transcript of the gene TRAPPC12, whose product is annotated as trafficking protein particle complex 12. NCBI's taxonomy places the organism in Eukaryota, Metazoa, Chordata, Mammalia, Artiodactyla, Balaenopteridae. The transcript has 12 exons. Bases 427 to 2799 code for a protein of 790 amino acids. The record is from RefSeq and is a predicted model, not a curated record. Gene Ontology annotation, molecular function: protein binding. Gene Ontology annotation, cellular component: TRAPP complex; Golgi apparatus.
AGGGAGGGAGUCGUGCUGUCCCUAACCGCAGCCCCGCCGGCCCUCAGACACAGUCCCCCGGGGGUCUUCUCUCCGCGUCUCCUCCCCGAGGGUCUCCUCCCGGGGGUUCUUGUCCCCGGGUCUCUCCUCUACGGGUCUCUCCUCUCCGGGCGUGUCUCCUCCCCAGGGUUCUCUUCCCGGGAGUUCUUCUCCCCGGGGUCUCCUCCCCGGGGGUCUCUCCUCUCCGAGGGCGUCUCCUCCCCGGGGUCUCGUCUCUGUUCCUCCUCUCGCCAAGCCCAGGCUGGUCCUGCCGGGUCCGCAGCGCGGGCCUUCCCUUCCGGGGGCGGCCCCCAACGCUUGGCACCGAAAGCUGGGGAGGGGUCUGCGGCCCAGAUCCCAGCUGUGGCCCUCAGUGACUUCUUAGUCCCGGUUUACUCUUCGGCGCCCAUGGAGAGUGCUGAAGGUGCCGAGCAGCACGCGCCCGAGCGGAGCGGUCCAGCCGCGGGGCCGGCCCAGAGCACGGCUCCGCAAGGGCCCCGGGAAGACCAGGGGCAGCCCCUCUACCACGAGGAAACCAUUGAUCUCGGUGGAGACGGGUUCGGGUCAGAAGACUCAAAUAACUUGGUGGACAAGCUCGAUGAGCCCAUGAUGGAGAGCGUCCUCAUCUCUGAUUCCCCGAACAACAGCGACGAUGGCGCGGGGGACCUGGGUUGUUUGCAGGAUGUCGUGGAGACUGCGGAAGGCGGCGCAGAUCACAGACGGGAAAGCGUCGUAGAUGAAGAAGCGCUGGGCGCUCUGAGUGAUGACGGUGAAAGUGACGGAGAGGACACACCUAAAGACGUCUCGGACAUGACCUCCGACAGCAGAGCAUCGUUGAAGCAAGACCCAGAGCAAGAGGAGGUGAAAGACCUGCCCACCUGUGAGCACGAGGGUGCAGAGGACUUGGGCCCAGGGGACGCGAGGGCGCCCGCAGCGGGGCCGGCAUCAGGACUGUCCCCCCGGCAGCCGUCCCCCAAAGACGAGCCGGUGCCCAUGUGCACCAUCUUCAGCCAGCCGCCGCCUGCCGGCUCGCAGCCCCAGGUCCCGCGCGAUGGCUUCGAGUCCCAGAUGGUGAAAUCGCCCAGUUUCAGCGGCGCGAGCGAAGCGGCCGCCAGGACCCCUCCUCAGGUGGUCCAGCCGAGCCCCAGCCUGAGCAAAUUUUUUGGCGAUACAACCAGCACUAGCUCCUUGGCCUCGGACUUCUUUGAUUCCUUCACAACCUCCACCUUCAUCUCCGUCAGUAACCCCAAUGCCAGCCCUUCGAUUCCAGAAAGCUUGUCUUCACUCGCCGCUACCCCAGUGGGAGAAAACUCCCUGGGUUCUGCCGACCCUUCUUACUCCCCAGGGACGGAAAGAUCGGAGUCAGGUGUUUCCACAGCUUCUCUGGAAAUUCCUCAGUCUCCAAAACCGUUUUCGCAGAUCCAGGCUGUGUUUGCCGGGAGCGAGGACCCCUUUGCCACCGCCCUGAGCAUGAGCGAGAUGGACCGGAGAAACGACGCCUGGCUUCCCGGGGAGGCGACCAGGAACGUGCUGAUUUCAGUCACCACCCAGCACUACAGCACGGUGUUCGUGGACAAGGAGGGCCUCACCAUGCCGGGCCUCAAGUUCGACAACAUCCAGGGAGAUGCAGUUAAAGACUUAAUGCUUCGCUUCCUGGGUGAAAAAGCUGCAGCAAAGAGACAGGUCUUAAACGCCAACUCGGUAGAACAGUCUUUUGUUGGAUUGAAACAGCUCAUUAGCUGCAAGAACUGGAGGGCAGCCGUGGACCUGUGCGGGCGGCUCCUUACGGCCCACGGCCAAGGCUACGGCAAGAGCGGGCUGCCGACCAGCCACACCGCCGACUCCCUGCAGCUUUGGUUUGUGAGGCUGGCACUGCUGGUGAAGCUGGGCCUUUUCCAGAAUGCCGAGAUGGAGUUUGAGCCCUUCGGAAACCUGGAUCAACCAGAUCUCUAUUACGAGUACUACCCUCACGUGUACCCUGGGCGUAGGGGCUCCAUGGUCCCCUUUUCGAUGCGGAUCCUGCAUGCGGAGCUUCAGCAGUACCUGGGGAACCCCCAGGAGUCGCUGGACCGGCUGCACAGGGUGAAGGCCGUCUGCAGCAAGAUCCUGACAAACUUGGAGCAGGGCCUGGCAGAGGAUGGCAGCAUAAACUGCACAGCCCAGGAGAACAGACAAGCCUCCGUGCAGCUGUGGCGGUCCCGCCUGGGCCGGGUGACGUGCUCCAUGGCCAACUGUCUGCUGCUCAUGAAGGAUUACGUGCUAGCCGUGGACGCGUACCGCUCGGUCGUCCAGUACUUCCCGGAGCAGGAGCCCCAGCUGCUGAGCUGCAUCGGCCGGAUCUUCCUCCAGGUCGGAGACAUAAAGACAGCUGAAAAGUACUUUCAAGAUGUAGAGAAAGUAACACAGAAACUGGAGGGACUGCAGGGUAAAAUAAUGGUUUUAAUGAACAGAGCUUUCCUUCACCUCGGUCAGAAUAACUUUGCAGACGCCCACAGAUGCUUCACAGAGAUUCUAAAGAUUGACCCAGCAAAUGCGGUGGCCAACAACAAUGCGGCCGUGUGCCUGCUCUACCUGGGCCGACUCAAGGACUCGCUGCGGCAGCUGGAGGCCAUGACCCAGCAGGACCCGCGGCGCUGCCUGCACGAGAGCGCGCUCUUCAACCUGACCACCAUGUACGAGCUGGAGUCGUCCCGGAGUCUGCAGAAGAAGCAGGCCCUGCUCGAGGCCGUGGCCAGCAAGGAGGGGGACUGCUUCAACACGCAGUGCCUCAAGCUGGCCUAGUUCCCGCCUGACGCCCGAGCCGACAAACCCCCCGCCCUGGCGUCUGCAAGCCGGCCUUCUCCAUCCAGCCGAGGCCCAGGCCGCUCUGGCCGUUUGCACACGCGGGGUGAACGUAACCCGAGGGAGGGGGUCCAGGGCGCCUCGGCCCCUCCUGUGCAUUCCUGGAAGCUGACCUGCUUCGUGUGCUAAGCUGAGCCACGUAACACAAACCGUUCUCGCUCCGAGCCUGAAUGUUCUAGAGGAUCCAUAGAUAGAUAAGGGGGAAGAGAGAUCGUUCGUCCCCGCCCACGUCCCAAAGCUAACCGCGUCCACGCCUCUGAUCCUUUCCCAGCCUGUGCUGGUCACCUCGGACGGGCCUGGUGAAGGGUGAACGAACCCGUCCUUCCUCCUCCUGCAUUUGCACAUCAGAGGGAGCGGGGGUGGGGACGCCUGGGGGUGGGUUCUGGAGAACUCGGGCCCUACUGCACAGAACAAGGGCGGGCUUCACAGUGCGGACACGUGUUCUCUCAGGUCUGAGGGUCAGGGCGUCUGCGGUCCUGUCUACAUGGUCACUCCUGAUUUUGAAGUCUCUGAAGUACGUGAGUGCUUCUUCACUAAAGAACUCUGGCCAGGGUCCUUUAAAUAGCCAGCUAUUCUAAUACACUUUAAAAUGGAACUCACUUUAAAGACUCUGAGAUAAACAUCUAUUGCGUAAAGCAAAGCGAAGCUGUAUUUCUGGUCAUUUUUGUAAUAAAGUAAAAACACAAAUGCA